Molecule: messenger RNA, 636 nt
Organism: Gossypium raimondii (Peruvian cotton)
Lineage: Eukaryota; Viridiplantae; Streptophyta; Magnoliopsida; Malvales; Malvaceae
Product: major allergen Pru ar 1
Exons: 2
Coding region: 1-486 (161 amino acids)
Biological process (GO): abscisic acid-activated signaling pathway; defense response
Cellular component (GO): nucleus; cytoplasm
Molecular function (GO): signaling receptor activity; abscisic acid binding; protein phosphatase inhibitor activity
Source: RefSeq, a predicted model, not a curated record
AUGGGUGGUUUUGCAAAAGAAGUAGAGGUUAGUACAUCACUUCCCCCAGCCAAGGCAUUUAAGGCAUUUGCUGAAGAUCUAGACACCCUAUUGCCCAAGGUUGCCCCACAAGCAAUCAAGAGUGUGGAACGCCUUAAAGGAGAUAGUAUCCCUGGAACUAUAAAGAAGAUCACCUUUGCUGAAGGGUAUGGAUUCAGUUAUGCGAAACACAGAGUAGAUGUGUUAGACAAAGACAACUUGUUGUACACUUACGUUGUGAUCGAAAGCGACUUUUUUAACAACAUGGUGGAGAAAAUCAGCUACGAGACAAAGUUUGUAGCAGCAGCAGAUGGAGGAACAAGUAUUAAGGUAAAUACCACCUUUUACACCAUUGGUGACAUUCAGAUCACUCCAGACCUAAUGCUCCAAAUCAAGGAAGCAUCCGAGAAGCGAGCCCUUAUUUUGAAAGCUAUAGAGAAUUAUGUGUUGGCAAAUCCCGGUGUCUAAUUUGUCUUACCCAAAAACUGUAUUUGAUUUGGGUAGUAGAUUGUUUGUCUCUCUGGAUUUCAUCAUUUCUGUUUCCAUUGUAAUAAAAGUCUUUGGAGUUGUUAUCAUCUUUCAUACAUACUUGAAACCAAUGUUUUAUGGUUCAUGACA